Messenger RNA from Brassica napus (rape), 1164 nucleotides. RefSeq names its product protein DETOXIFICATION 14-like. Gene Ontology annotation, cellular component: membrane. The coding region runs from base 417 to 944 and encodes 175 amino acids. Gene Ontology annotation, biological process: transmembrane transport. Lineage: Eukaryota; Viridiplantae; Streptophyta; Magnoliopsida; Brassicales; Brassicaceae. The record is from RefSeq and is a predicted model, not a curated record. The transcript is spliced from 3 exons. Gene Ontology annotation, molecular function: xenobiotic transmembrane transporter activity; antiporter activity.
AAGAAUAUUAAAUUCAAGAAUAAUAUUAAGGAAUCCUAAACUGAAGACGUUAACUUCGUUGCUUGUCGACAUAACUUCGCUGCAUCACUAUGUGAGACGCUGCUGUAUUUUGAAGAGGUAUAGAGUCAUAACACGGCACUCCGCCAACUUCCACAAAUAUAAAUAACUACUAUACUAUACAAAGUAGGGAGACUUUAUUGAUAUUCACAACAAAUCUCGAAGUCUCCGGAGAAACAGCAGAGAAGUCAGGAAAAUGGACACGGCGGAGAAGGGUCUGCUCACCGUUGGAGAAGAAGAAUAAGUCAACAGGAGAGAUGGGUUUUUCACGGAGAUGAGGAGGCUCAGUUACAUAGCAGGUCCUAUGGUUGCAGUGAAAAUGAGAGAUAUCUAAAAACCAUCUGAUCACAUUUGUUUCUAUGUUUUUUUUGGUUGCUUGCAGUACAAGAGUUGCAAACGAACUAGGAGCCGGGAAACCGAAAAGAGCUAGAAUUGCGGUUUACACAGUGAUGGUUAUGGCAGGAGUAGAAUCACUAAUGGUGAGUGCAAUAGUCUUUGCUGCAAGAAACGAAUAUGGCUACCUAUUCAGCUCUGAAACCGAAGUUGUGGAUUAUGUAAGAACAAUGGCACCUCUGGUUUCUUUAUCAGUCAUAUUUGAUGCUCUUCACGCAGUUCUUUCAGGUGUGGCUAGAGGAUCAGGGAGGCAAGAUAUUGGUGCAUAUGUAAACCUAGCUGCAUACUACCUCUUUGGAAUACCAACUGCUGUCGUAUUAGGAUUUAGGUUUAACAUGAGAGGAAGAGGACUCUGGAUUGGUAUUACAGUUGGGUCUUGUGUACAAGCUGUUCUUCUCAGUCUUAUUGUCAUUUUCACCAACUGGAAACAACAGGCAAGGAAGGCACGAGAAAGAGUGAUGGGUGAUGAGUUUGAAGACGACGAACAUGACUGAUCAUCAGUUAAAAUCAAAAGAGUUAUUCGAUCAUUUUGUCAUUUAAUGUUGUGUUUUAUUUCAGAAUAUAGUAAUGUGAAGGAUUAGAAAGUGCACACAUAUGCACGUUCACAUGAGUUAUGGCAUCUACUUUCUUUCCCAUACACAUUGACAUAUAAUGUUCUUUUUCCUAUCGAAGGUUUUUCUUUGUCAUUAGCAUAAAUAGACUCUGAUUCCGACU